Molecule: messenger RNA, 5381 nt
Organism: Xiphophorus hellerii (green swordtail)
Lineage: Eukaryota; Metazoa; Chordata; Actinopteri; Cyprinodontiformes; Poeciliidae
Gene: hoxb4a
Product: homeobox B4a
Exons: 2
Coding region: 3006-3767 (253 amino acids)
Biological process (GO): embryonic skeletal system morphogenesis; anterior/posterior pattern specification; positive regulation of transcription by RNA polymerase II
Cellular component (GO): nucleus; nucleoplasm
Molecular function (GO): DNA-binding transcription factor activity, RNA polymerase II-specific; RNA polymerase II cis-regulatory region sequence-specific DNA binding
Source: RefSeq, a predicted model, not a curated record
GAAACAUCUAGCAGCAUCGCACGCAGCUUGGAGCAACUGUUCGUGUCACCAAAUCGAUGUACAGAGUAGAAAAACACAAGAUAUUAAUUAUAUGGAAAGCACAGGACGAAACGACUAAUGUAUGAAAUUCACCACGUUCCUCUUAUAUUAAAUAAAUAACACUUGGAGUAAAAGAAAGAAAGAAAGAAAGAAAGAAAGAAAGAAAGAAAGAAAGAAAGAAAGAAAGAAAGAAAGAUAGAAUAAACUAACCAAUUAUGCAUUACAUGCCUUUUUAAAGAACAAAUCCUAAAAUCGCUUUUUAAUUCAGUUACAUCAGAGUUCGCAAGACAGACAGCAUUUACUGCGCCGGAGCGGUAUUUAUCCAUUUACUCUCUGCUCCAUCCAUUCUCCAGGCCGAUCUUUCAGGACAAUUUUGAUAUUACAGUUUAUCUUCGUGCCAAGUGAUUUGUCUUUUCUUUCAAGAAAAUGCGUUCAUUCUUUAAGAGCGGCCGCUAUGGCAGGAGCCAAGUUAUUCUUUUCUGACUCAGCAAUUUUUGAUUCGUUACAUAUGUAACCUUAACCAAAUUACUGCAUAAUAUGAUUAGGAAUAGCCUGAAUAAAUGUACAUUAUAUUUGUAUCACAUUACAUUUUUAAUGGAAAGACUACAUCCUACGUAUUAGUAAGGAAGUUAUAGAUUUUCAAAAGGAAAAAAAACAAAAAACAAAACCAGACUGAUAAAGGCCUAAAUUUCCUUCCAGACUCAAAUUAUCAAUAAUAUUAUUUUUAAAUAGCAACGUCUCGUAGCAUAUAUGAAAUACGUAUUUAAUAAGCCUGUCGUGUCAUCUGCUAAAAAUAUUUUACAUUAGUACAUGUAAUUUAAACAAUGAAACAUUUCGUCAUGCUUCUCAAAAUUCAUUCGUUUGAACAAUUAAUAACAUCCUAUAUAUUAUUAAAUAAAUCAUAGAUAAUUCCAGUUAAAUAACCAGUAAAAAAAAUCCAAUAAUACCUUCUUCCCACCAAAUUAAAUGUAUUCAUAUCAGUUAUAUUUAUAGCUUUGGAAAAUUUUUACAAAGUAGUUCUGAAGCAUUCUGUGCAGCCUGCUCUCCUCCUCUUCUCACCAGAGCAAAAAAUACAAAAAAAGGAACAUGUUCAAAUAGCUGCUCGCUCUUAUUGUACGGCCUCAAGCUGCAGGAAGUUAGAACAGCGUUAAAAUUCCACCAGAGCUGUCCCGUGCUCUGGUGUCAAUGACAGACGUAGAGAAGAGAAAUCAGAAAUUAUAAAAACAAUACAAGUUUCACCUUUACAGAGUCGAUGUCUUCUAUAUCUACCCUGUAGAUCCGGAUUUGUGUCCAAAUGUCUAACAGCAUCACAAAUUCGCUUCUAGGGGAGUAUAUAGUGGAUUUACACACGACGGAUUCACCAUUGCUACCGUGACCCUGGACGACCUGCAAGCUGCUGCUUCCUGUUCGAAUAUGCUUGCAAAAUCAAAGUGAAACUCUAAAAAUCAUUAGGCCUCUUUCCAUUGUUAGCUUUGACAAUAGAGUAAGAAUAUUUUGGGGCUAAAUAUACUUUGCUUUUAACGGAGAAUUUGGAAUAAUUUGGAAUUUUAGAUAACUAAAAUAUACAGCAGCUGAUUUGGUUCUGUUUACUUCUUGUUUAAAAGUAUGACGAAGGGAUAGUUUGCUAUUCUGUCAUUUAUUUAUUUAUUUUAGGCACCAGCAACCCUCCCGACCCCAUUAGGGACAAGGGUGAACAGAAAAUGGAUGGAUAUUUGUUUUUUUAUUUCUAUUUUAGAAGCAAAUGAUUUUAUAUGGGCUGAGGGUGUUUAUGUGUGUCCACUCAGCGUCCUCACUUUUAAUCGGCAGUAUGUUGUGUACACAUAUUUUACUUUAAUAAAUAGACAUUGUGAUUAAACAUGAGCUAUGCUUAAUUUCUAUUUAUUGUGUGUGUUUGGUGGGGUGUUGUACUUGGCUGAGAUGGGAGGCUGUUGACACCGGAGGGGAGAAAACUAAACCUUGACGGUCUCUGGAUUGUAUAAAGCUCAGAAAAACACGUGGAGGUUUGGAGUCAUCGGAGCUAAUUCCAAUAUUUUUCAUGCAAGGUAUAUAUAUAUAUAUAUAACUGACUGAAUCAGUAAGUGAGGUUUGGCUGAUUGUUGGCUGGGUGCCUGGUGGAACCGCGUUUUAAAAGAAUGACACCGAUGCUGAACUCUCGUUCCUCAUGCAAAGGUUUUCUGGUGAUUUAGGAGGCCGCUGAACCUGAAUUACUUGAUGAAUUUUCUAUCGAUCCUAAACACGCCAGAUUAAUCUCUGACGCUGCUACUGGGUGGCGGUGCAGGAGCCGGCCAGGCCACUCUCCCACUCCCCGGUAUUAGCGGAGUAUGAGAAGAAGAAGGGGGAAGAAAGUUGGCAAACAGCCUCUGCACACACCCUGUAUGUACACAGAGGGAGGUGCAGGCGCCAUUAACUCCCCAGAGUCAUUUCCCCCGCUACUUGUUUUAUUGUAUUUUAUUUUCUGCUUGAAUUGGUUAGUUAGGCACUUAAAAGAAGAAAAAGCGACAGAAGAUCACUGUGAGGAAUAAGAUGUCGCUCUUUUUUAAUCGUUGUAAGAACAUCGGCGUUUUUUGUUUGUUUGUUUGUUUGUUUGUUUUUGUUUGGGCUUUUGGUCUGAGAUUCUUCCUCUUUCACAAGCUCCGGGUCUGGUAAUAUGAGCAGACCGGUUCGCGGAGCCAGCAGGGGAAAUGAUUGAGGCUUAAAGGGAGAGCGUCUAAUCAAAAACUGAGGUCAUAUGAUCUUGCGCGUGCGAGAGCGGAGUGUAUGUUUAAUUCCAUUUCCUUAUCCGGGGGUCCGUCCAAGAGGCGUGCAAUUGGCUGCUUUCCGUCACGUGGAAUCCCAACUUUGUUCACUUGACAGAAAAGAAGGAGGGUUUAAGUGAACAGGAAUAACCGAAGACUAAAGGGAUGACAUAUAAAUUUUAGUUAUAUUUCAUUUCAAGCCGGUGCAAUUUCAGAAAAAGACUGAAAUUAAUGGCCAUGAGCUCCUAUUUGAUCAACUCCAACUAUGUGGAUCCGAAGUUCCCACCCUGCGAGGAAUACUCACAAAGCGACUAUUUGCCCAGUCACUCCCCGGACUAUUACGGCUCCCAGAGGCAGGACCCUGCCGCUUUCCGGCCAGACUCUGUCUACCACAAUGAGCACAACCCGGCUCAUCACCAACACCGACUCGAGCCGCCGUACACGCCGUGCCAGCGUGCACCACAACCCGCUUCAGAAGUGACGUCCCCCCAGGGUCCCACUGUUCUCCCCACCGGGCUGCACACCACCCCUGUGUCGGAGCAGAGCCACCGCUGUGACUCGGUAACACCGAGCCCGCCUCCACCUCCACCCUGCGGUCAAACGCCUCGCAGCCAAAGCGCUUCUUCCCCCGCCAGCAGCCGGAAGGACCCGGUGGUGUAUCCGUGGAUGAAGAAGGUGCAUGUAAACAUCGUAAAUUCCAGCUACUCUGGUGGAGAACCUAAACGCUCUCGGACGGCCUAUACGCGCCAACAGGUUCUGGAGCUAGAGAAGGAGUUCCACUACAACCGCUAUCUGACACGCAGGCGUAGAGUGGAGAUUGCGCACACUUUGUGUCUGUCAGAGCGGCAGAUAAAGAUCUGGUUCCAGAACCGGAGGAUGAAAUGGAAGAAGGACCACAAGCUGCCCAACACGAAAGUCCGCUCCGGGACUAACAGCAUCACAAGCUCUCAGACUGUGUCCGCGUCUCAGAACCGCUCUUCCGGACCUCUAUAGCACGGCUCUUUGAGCUGUGGCAAUGUGGUGCCCGUCCGUAUUCUCCCGUUUUCAUACUGGAGGCUGAAGAUGUGGUGAAACAAACCCUCCGGAAUGUGCACUUUGGACCAGAGUAGAAACUUAACGUUUGAAAUGAGGACCAACUCCACUCGUGGCAGACCACAGGGCCCGGACUGCUCCGUAACAAACCUGUGACUUUGUGUGUGGGGGUUUUAUGGGAGGUCUGGUUGUGAAAUCUGACUUAAAGAAUCCAAAAGGGAUGCAUGUGUUAGAAUUAAAAACACAGAGCUACACAGUUCGUCGAAUAGAUUUCCGUGAAUCCUAACAGCUCCUCUGUACUUUUUCUCCUCUUUAAAUGUACUUCUGCCGUCUAGACAGAGCCACCCACCUACCAUAUUUUGCUUAGAGCGGUGUGUGUGUGUGUGCUUUUAACACGCUUUCCUUUAGCUUUUUUUUCUUUUGAGAACAUCCUAGCUUCUAUGUUUAAUCACACCAAACCUGAGAGCCAUUCUUUAUGUUUUCUGUGUGGGGUACAAAGCGAAGGGGUGAACCGCGCGGCUCUGCCCAUAACCCCGCCCUCUCAGACCACUACCCCCUCACACACUUGUAAAAAAUGGAACUGUCGUUUCUUCCAUAGCCCCCACUCCACCUCCACACACACACACACCCACACACCCACACACACACACCCACACACACACAAAUAUGCAUAAAAAGCAGUAGAAAGCAUCAUGUAGCCACGCUCGUACCAGCAGCACUCAAACAGAACCUGGACCCGCCGGUCUGAUUGUUAGCUGCUACAGUUUGAACUCGGCUUUCCUUUAGUUCUUGAGGGCAGAAUAUAGCUUUUGAACAUGUUAUUAGAGCUAUUUUUGAAGUCAGUAUUGAUUGUAAAGCGGUUCUCUGCGUUGACAUUGCUGCGAGUGAUGCGGAAGGUUUAAGUGGCUCAUGUUCGUAUGUUACUAAGGCUGCAGAGAUAUAGAAUUAUUUUCCAGCACUUAUGAAACAUGGAUGCGGUCAAACCUUUCCCACUGGACAUUAAUGAUCACACCAAAAUCGUACAAAUAGUACAAAACACAGCACUAAAUAAUGUAUUACUUAUUACCUCACGUGUAAAUAUAUAUGAAUAUAAAUAUGUUUUAUGAUAUCAUGUUGUCGCUUGCUCGUUGAUGAAGUGACAGGUUUUCAAGCUUUUACUGACAUGAAGAGGUAUAUUUUUUCUUCCAACAAAAGCUCUAUUCUUUUGUUCUAUGUUGGAAUGAAACUGUUUGCAAAUGAUGGAGGUUUUAAGAUACACGGCGAUAAUUGGGCAAGAAAAAGUGAUUUCUCUUUCUUUUUGUUCGUCAUUUCGUGUUUUUCUGUUAAUUGAAUCCUAUUCCUUUUUCUAAAGUGUCUGAUUGUUUUUUUUUUGUUUGUUUUAUUUAUCCGUUCUGAAUUUGCAACAUUUUUUUAAUGAUAUUGUUUUCGUUAUAAUCCAAGUGCCACAGCCGCAAUGAUAGUAUUUGUUGAACCUGUGUUGCCUCCCGGAAAUCUAUAUGUUCCUUUCUCACUUUCCUUAGUGUCAAGUUUUUUUGUAAAUAGCCCAAAAAUAUAAAUAAAUGACUGAACGUGUAA